Electrophorus electricus (electric eel) is the source of this 10644-nucleotide messenger RNA. It is a transcript of the gene kmt2ba, whose product is annotated as lysine (K)-specific methyltransferase 2Ba. Gene Ontology annotation, biological process: positive regulation of DNA-templated transcription. The record is from RefSeq and is a predicted model, not a curated record. Gene Ontology annotation, molecular function: protein binding; DNA binding; zinc ion binding. Gene Ontology annotation, cellular component: histone methyltransferase complex; nucleus. NCBI's taxonomy places the organism in Eukaryota, Metazoa, Chordata, Actinopteri, Gymnotiformes, Gymnotidae.
AUGGCGGCAGCUGGAGGCGGAUUAUCAGCCUCGGUUGUCGUUGCAGGCACAAAUACGACGGCCACAGUACGUUGUCGUUUUCCAGGUCGGCCAUGGACAUCUCGCAGUCAAGUGAAGACGGAAAAACGUUUGAAAGUUGGUAGGCUGGGAGUUGAGGACAUAGUGACUCGGUCAAGAGGGCCAAGGCCCAUCAACAUUGAGCCUACGCUGAGAGAGGACCCAUCAUUGCUGCGCUUACUCGGGCUUGCUGAGAAACUUAGGCGCCAGAGGGAGGCGGGUUUUUGCACAAGCGAGAGCGAUGAGGAGGGAGAUUUCACAGGCUUCCAGGCAGACAGGCGGUGGUCCUUGCGCUCUGGACAAGGCGUUUCACAGAGCAGUCCUCUUAAGUCAUCUUCACUACUGUUGGCUGAAAAGCCUUCUCUGGCCCCCGAUCCACCUGCAAAUGACAGAAAAAUCACUAUUUCAGAAAGAGAGGUUAGGGCCAGUACAGAGACGGAUGGUGCAUGUCCAUCAGAGAAACCUGAGAAGCAAGGCGGGAAAGGUCUCAAAACUAACCUUAACACAAAGAGAUCCAAACAAGUUGUUAAACUGACCACCAAAAAGGUUAUCAAGAAAAAUGCUUUAGGUAGUCAACAAGUGAAAAAGACUUCUUCAUGCAGGGUUGAAGAGAAAACACCCAACAAGAAAGAAGGGAUUAACUUUUCAGCAAGAGAAGAAAAUGGGGCCAUGGAGGAUUGGGUGUUGGAUGAAUUGGGCGACAAUGGUGAGACAUGUGCAGGAACUGAAAGCGAGGCAGAGAGGCAAGAUUCUACCAAUGUAGCAGAGAGUCAAAGGAAGCAGAGGAAAUUUGUGUGGACUUUAACGCUGGUCAAGGGAAGAGAGAAAGCUUCUGAAAAGAGACAUUUGAAGAAACCUUUGGAACAAAACUAUAGAAGACGUGCUAACACUGCUCCACGCCAAUCUCAGGUCAGGAAGUCCAAGAUGUUAGUCACUACUGACAAAGCUGCAUCUGUCUCUCCCAGAACCACUGGGAAACAGAAGGUCCACAAGGUGACCGGUGUGUCUCCUGAACUGGGGAUUGAGGCAGAACAGGGAAACACAGUUUCUCCUGAUGGCAGCACAGGAGCGUCGAGUGCCAGUUUUCCACCUUUACCCAAAAACAAUUCUCCACGCGUGCUAAAGCGGCGCAAGUCUUUGUAUGGCUACCGGAGGAAACCAGAGCAGGAGAUGAUUCGCAAAAUGCGUGAGUCUCGGGCCCAGGUACUGGGGAAGAUCCCCAGGAAAAGACGGCGUCUUGUAUACUACACUUAUGAAGUUGUGGAUUCACCGGUGAGUCAAGACCAGGAGCAACAGCCACUAGGACAGAUGGAAGCGAGUCAGGAAGGUCUCACGGACAGCACUGUGGUUGGUGCUCGGCCAUCCAGAGUGAUCAAGGUGCCUAGAAGGUUCAUGGAUGACGAAGCUGUCUCUGGGCUCCCUGUAAAGAAGCCUGUUCAAACUGAAGUCCAGCCAGACGAGUCCAGCUGUGAAUCAGAGGCAGCUGAUUCCUCCCAAACUGAGGAAUUGAAAAGCAAACGGAAGGGCACAAGACUGCGUAACAUUGGCGAAGAUGAGAGCAACUGUGUUGGGAAAACGAAGCCUCUGACUCGGUGUGGAAAACCCAGUACAUCCUCAGACGCUCCACGAAAGAAGGAGGGGAGACUUGCUUACGAUUCAAGCCACCUUAAAAUUUAUGAGAGGCUGAAGAAGCUGACAGCAAGCCUGGCUCAAAGGCGAGAACAGAGGAUGGCCAGCACACGUUCCAGAGCCCAUGGCGAGAAGCCUGAGGGAGAGGCCCAGGCUGCGGGGGAACCUGCAGCUUCUCCAGAUGCAAAAAGAGAGAAAAACUCUGAUAUAAAGAUGGAGGAUUUGAAUUCUCCAGGGGUUAUACGCAAAUUAGCUAUACAUGUCGGAGAUAUGGCUGGGCAGACAGCACUUGCCUCCAUUGACAGAGGUAAAGAUGCAUCCCAACGAACUGAGAGUACCAACCUGGAGGGCUCUGAUGUGCAAAAUCAGGAUGCAAAAGAUUCUCAGGUGGUGGUGGAACCAAGUAGUUCCAUCCACAAAAUCAACCUCUCUGGUGCCAACAAGAGGAUGCUCCACCUGCUGAAAAGAGCAAAGGUGCAGCUGAUUAAAAUUGACCAACAGAAACAGCUGAAGUCAGGUCAGCUGUUGUCUGGUACAAUUAGAGUUGGGGAUGGUGCCAUUACAGUCAUGAGGAAGAGGAGAAUGAGGAGGAGGAGACUGGGCAAUCGGACAAACAUGGAAGGAGCUCCUCAGGGGCAUCUGAUUGGCGGUCCACGGAUCAAACAUGUAUGUCGAGCCGCUGCAGUAGCACUAGGCCAGCCCCGUGCAAUGGUGCCUGAUGACAUCCCCCGACUCAGUGCCCUGCCUCUUCAUGAGAGAGAGGGUAUCACACCCUCGCCUGACACUGAGGAUCUUGGUUCUCAUUCAGAACCUGAGAGCACUGGCUCUGGUGAACACAGACCAGUGUACAGGCGUAAGGCUUUCGGCUUGCGGCAGCAACGCUGCCUUCGCUGCAGGGGCUGCUGUCGGGAAGAGGACUGUGGGACGUGUGUUUUUUGUCUGGACAAGCCAAAAUACGGAGGGCCCAAUAAGAAACGCCAGAGCUGCAUCUAUAAGAAGUGCUCAAGGAUUGAGGAGAACAAAAUGAGACGAAUGAAAGUUCAGAUGAAGCGACGGCGCGUGGCAACGGUUUGCGCAUCCGGUGGCAGAGGGGAAGAGGGCGAGCAAGAUGAUUCAAGAGAGGUCAGGUCACAUGCUGAGGACCCCUUGAAUGCUCCAAGUCCCACCCGGAGGCAGCCGAGGCGGCAGGUCACGCCAAGAUGUUAUAGCGACCUGCUGGAAUCUGACUCCACUGAUACAGAGGCACCCAGCGAAGAGGCAGAAAAAGAAAAGAGCAACAUCGUGCCAAGUAAUCAGGCCGAUGAUUGCACUGCACCUACUGAUGCUCAAGAAGAUGCAGUGAAACCUCGGAGGCCAGGUCUGACAAGAGGACUGUGGGGCCGUCGUCGAAUCGAUAAGAGCUCAGUGGAGCACACACCGCCUAGUGUCCUGGCCGCCCUGGCCAACGGCUUUGCACAACGGGAGCCACAGGCACGAGAGGCGGCACACAAAAUCCGUGUGGACUUUAAGGAGGACUGUAACAUUCAGAAUGUUUGGGCGAUGGGUGGGCUGAGUAUUCUCACAUCGGUUCCAAUGACAGCCGAGUAUGUGUGUCUGCUCUGCGCUAGUAAAGGCCACCAUGAUAUGAUCUUCUGUAAAAUGUGCUGUGAGCCCUUCCACCGCUUCUGUCUUCCAUUGGACGACCGUCCGCAGACCAACAAGGAGAACUGGUGCUGCAGGCGCUGCAAAUUCUGCCACGUCUGUGGCCGCAAGAGCAAACAGGGAAAGCCGGUUUUGCAGUGUAGAAGGUGCUUGUACUGCUACCACCCCUCCUGUCUAGGACCCUCAUAUCCUAAACCAAUAAAGUGCAGUACACCAUGGGUCUGCAUGUUGUGUAUUCGGUGCAAGAGCUGCGGCGUGACACCGGGGAAAUCGUGGGACUUGGCCUGGAACUAUGAGCUGGAUCUCUGCCCUGACUGCAGCAGCCUCCACAGCCAGGGUAACUUCUGCAUCGUGUGUCUUAAGUGCUAUGAAGAGCAUGAAUUUGACAGCAAGAUGAUGCAAUGUGCUCGCUGUGCUCACUGGGUACAUCCCAAGUGUGAGGGGCUCACAGAUGACUUGUAUGAGAUCCUGAGCAGGCUGCGGGGGAAGAGUCUGGUGUUCUCCUGUGCAGCCUGCAGUAAGAGUUUCCCCAGCGGCUGGCAGGAUGUGGUGCAGGACGUGCUACGCUCCGGACUGGAGAAAGUCAUGAAUGGCUUGCGGACCUCCCCAGCUACCUGCCACCUGCAAACCUGCUCACAGGCAUGUCCUGAUGCUGAGAGUAUAAAGGCCAGGAAGGCAGUGUGUGAUCUUCAUGCUGUGGGAAGAAAGCUUGAGGAAGGCCAGUACAUGUCACUGAAAGUAUUUCACGAAGAUGUGGUGAUGGUGCUCAUGAAGAGGCUUCAAGAUGAAGCAUCUCUUCCAGAGGGUCAGAGGCCCACAGCCCAAGCCAAGGCCUUAUAUGUAAAGUUACUGGAGCAAGCUUUCAGUUGGUUUGACAGUCAGGACCCUAAAAUGUGGAAACCCAUUAUGAAGGAAUUCCCAAGUGGUAUGCUUGCUGAGGCGAUAAUUCCACCCUCUGAUGAGCACACUUAUGCACAGUGGUUGGAGCGGCAGGACCGCAGUGUUACCAGGGCAAGAGAGACCCAAGAAAACUAUUUAAAAGCACUAGAUCCUCAGACUAUGACUCUGCCCAGUGUAGAUGAAAGACAGUGCUCUCUCUGCCAACAGCAGGGUGAUGCCAAACCCAGUGAGGCAGGCAGGCUGUUGUACUUGGGACAGAAUGAGUGGGCUCAUGUGAACUGCUGCAUUUGGUCAGCAGAGGUGCAGGAGAUUAAAGGAGCCUUGUUGCAUGUACACAGUGCUGUAGCCAGGGGGCGAUUCAUGCGAUGUGAGCGGUGUGGUCACACAGGAGCAACAGUGGGCUGUUGUCUCUCUUCAUGUCAGAGUAACUACCACUUUAUGUGUGCUCGCGCCAGCCACUGUGUCUUUCAGUGUGAUAAAAAGGUCUACUGUUACAAACACCGGGACCUCAUCAACAACAAGACGACGAAUGGCUUCGAGGUUUUGAGACGGGUUUACGUAGACUUUGAGGGUAUUAACCUUCGCAGAAAGUUUCUAACUGGCUUGGAACCAGAGUGCAUCAACAUGAUGAUUGGCUCUCUACAGAUUCACAAAUUAGGUGUGCUGACAGAGUUCUCUGCAAAUUCAGGGAAAUUGUAUCCUGUGGGUUACCAAUGCACUCGAUGGUACUGGAGCACAAUUGACCCAAGAAAACGAUGCCGGUACACUUGUAAAGUGACUGACGUGCGACCAUCAUCACCAAGGGGUGCUCAGAAUUCAGCUCAAAACCAGGAGGAGAACUGCACCAUUGCACACAGCCCAAAACCACACGAAGAUGUGGACAUUGCUAAGACUGGUCCUGCCACUGAGCUGUGCCAGGGUACCCUGUCUCCUAACAUUACAUUGGACACAGGAGCAGGAUGUAAAACUCCAGGCCACACACACAACAGGAGACCCGCUGGUGGAACUUUCCGACCGCUGCCCUCUCCAGGCACUGCAGCUUCUACUUCUCAUCACAUCCUGACCAUUUGUGACCUUGAUGAGACGCGCCGUUCAAGGAGACUUUCCCUUCGAAGCCGAAAUGGUUCUCCUCCCCAUACCUCUCCUUCGGGCCCAAUGAAUCUGCGAUCAGGAGGAACCCUUCAUCCUAGAUCACUUCCAUUUAGUUCCCCUGUUUCUCCACUUGGUGCUUCUGAGAACCCCAUGAGCUCCACAUCACCUAGACGCAGGGGGCGCCCUCCUUCCUCCCCCUCUGGUGCUACCUCAGCGUAUUCCCCUCGGCAAGGAGCCACUGGAGAUCCCCCCCCAAGCAUUUUCCUCUCCCAAUGCCACUCCCCAAGGAUUCAGCAACAUUUCAAAGUUACACCACAUGAAACUGCAGAGGUACCUCAAGAUUUCUGUGCCUCGUUAGAGCCAGAGGAUGCUGCAGGAAUACCAGAAGAGGGUGUGUCCAUGAUUACAGUCAUUGCUGAUCACGACCCAGCACCACCUUCCUCGGAUCAAGAGUUGCUCUCCACACACUUUGAUGCAGAUGCUGAUGUGGAAGUAGGCUCCAUGCUGAAUGCAAAGCUGGAAUUUGAUGAAGUUCUGCUGAAUGAGGACAUCCCUUUGCACAGUGGUCCACAUGGCAGUGGAGCAGUAACACGGGAUCUUGAAGUCGCAUAUGGAGCACAAUCUGGAGAGAACAGCCUGCUAGGUGAAAGACAAGAUCCAGGUGCAGAUAGCACUAGAUACAACUCUAGUGUAAAAGACAGUCCUGGCUUUGCAGCUCCUGAAGACAGUCCUGGCUUUGCAGCUCCUGAAGGGCAGAUUGAGUUAGACUCAGCUGAUGAGGACUCUGGGCAUUACAUUAACUUCUCUCGCACAGUACUGGUUUGUGAGUCUGCCAGGGACUCUCCACAGACAAGUUUAACUGUCCUUCCUACCUCACAGUCCAUUUCUCAGUUGGAUGGAGCAGACAAUGAUUCAGAAAGUGAUGCAGACGAAGCCAGUGGAGGUGAUACUCAGGAACUAGUCAGUAGUUAUAAUAGACAAUAUACUGAGCCAUUGAAAGGCAUCACCCCUUGCAUGGAAAAUAACUAUGGAAGCAAGCUAGUUUGCACUAGCACAGCAGAGUCUGUGGUAGAAUUAACAAACGAUGUUAGUGAGCCAGACAUUUUGGAAACAGAUUUGGUAGAACAAAGUUGUGAAAUACAGGAAUUUCAGGUGUCAAAACCUUUACCAGAGAAUGAGGAGAUGCUUGUUGACUCUGUUACUGAAGUAUUCUCUUCACAAGAAGAUAUGUCUAUGGAGGAUUUAAUGGUGCAAGAAUCGCAGCUGGAACCUGUAGUAGAAAUUCAAGAUUCAAUGUCCUCUUCCCAUGCCUUUGACCCAAGCAGUGACCUUAUUACUAGACAUGAGGACAUUUUGAUGGACCAUCAACCAAUAGAGGGUUUAAAUGAGGUGUUAUUAGAUCCUGCCAGUGGUAAUUUUGUCUCUGCUCAAGAUGGCAGCAUAAUGUAUGCAUGUGAUUCCUUGUCACUGGAUUUGUUACACCAGGAUGUAAAAGUGCCAAAACAGAUCAAGUUGCUAGAGCCUACAGUAAAAGAGACAUCAGCUCUUCCUUUUAACAGUGUUGGAAAAGUGCAAAUAAUUGCUUCAGGUCUACCCCCACAAAGGAGUUUUAUUAUCCCACAGCCUACAGCACAGCACAGGGUAGUCAGAAUGACUUUACCUGCUGGUACAUCAUUUCCUUUAUCUGUGCCUGUGAGCAUGGCUUCUACUUCAUUGGCAUCCUCAGUUUUUGCACAAAAUACCCCUGCUGUCAGUUCUUCGGUUGUAAUUAAUGGUCUGGAUACUGUUCCCAAGGAUACCACAAGGAGCAGAACUGUUGCCAUUCGCAUUGCUCCUGCCAGAAAACCAAGUGUGGCUGACACAGCCUCCACCCCACAAGUUUUGCUUGUUAACCGUUCUGGUCAGAUUUUAAUAAAAGACCCACAGACCAAUACUUACCAGAUGCCUACUGCCAAUUCACCAUCCUACACCCAAAUUAGCCAGAUUGCUCAGAUCAUUCACAGUCGUAACCUUGGAUCACGAUCUAUCCCAAGGGUUAUUGUAGCACCUGUGCCACAGGCAAGCCUCAGCCAAGGUCCAACCACACAUGUAGUAUCAUAUACUAAUGGACCUGCACCUUCAAGUAAAAUUUUAAUCAGGAGGCUACCUCAGAAACCUUCAGAAGCAAGAAUGAACAGUGGCAAUGUGGCUGUGAGAAGAACCAGUGGUGUAAGAGUCAAGAAUGUUUCUGUGCUAGACUCCUCAAUAUCAGAAAGGAGCCAAAGAGAUGAGGCACAGUCUAUAAUUGAGAGAGCCAUGGCAAGUCACCGGGAAAUGGCAAUCCCUGGUGUUCUGAGCCAAUGCCAAUACCAGGUUCACCCAUACCUCAAUAAGAUCCACUCUCCUGAAUUGGUUGAACAGUCUCUGAGAUUGCAUCACCAGAAUCAACCUGACAUUCUGUCCCAUUCAAGGUCUCAGGUCAGGGUCAAAAGAGUGUCCUCAGUGUCAGAUCGAACUGGUGUAAAAAAAUCCAGGACGGACUUCACAGAGCAGACAGUUCAGGAUGAGCUCAACAGAGCCAAUAAAGUCCGCAUUAAGGCCCCAACUGUUAAGGAGGUGCUAGACUAUGACCAACAUGAAGUUGAAAAUGUGGAAGAACCAAAGAUUGAUGAACCCAAAGAAUAUGAGAGCAAAAGAAUUGGUGCAAAGGAAUGUGAACCUGAUGAACCCCAGGGAAGAGAAAAGUGUGGUCAGGGCAAAACCCAUGUAUGGGUCAGCUCCAGAAACAGUGACCUCUCUGACUGGGGGCCCUGUGCAGGUUGGAGCUCAGAUGAGGACUCUCCAUCACCCUUUAAACAAGAGCAGGAUGGGUGUUCCACAUACGACCAGCCCCAUCUGCUCUUCAAAAUUACUAGCGAUGAUGGCUUCAGUGUGGAGGCAGACAGCAUAGAGGUGGCAUGGAAGGCGGUGGUGGAUGGUGUCCAAGAGGCACGGGCAGGCUGUCAGCUUGAGCACUUGCCUUUGGGAGGAAUGAGUGGAGCCAGGGUGCUGGGUGUUGUUCAUGAUGCUGUACUGUUCCUGCUGGAACAACUGCAGGGUGCUGCCCAGUGCCAGAAGCACCAGUUCCGUUUCCAUCAACAUGAAAAACCUGAGCAAGAGCUGCCAGUAAACCCUAGCGGCUGUGCUCGCGCCGAAGUCUAUUCACGGAAAUCCACAUUUGAUAUGUUCAACUUCCUGGCCUCUCAACACCGCCAGCUCCCAGAGAGCAGGCCAUGUGAUGAAGAUGAGGACGAAGUCAAGCUCAAAUCUAGCAGACGUGCCACCAGCAUGGAGUUACCAAUGGCAAUGAGGUUCCGACACCUUGAGAAAACAUCUAAAGAAGCUGUUGGGGUUUAUAGAUCUGCCAUUCAUGGACGUGGACUUUUCUGCAAGAGGAACAUAGAAGCUGGAGAGAUGGUGAUUGAGUAUGCUGGUAAUGUCAUUCGUUCAGUGCUUACUGACAUGCGGGAGAAAUAUUACGACAGUAAGGGUAUUGGCUGUUACAUGUUCCGCAUCGACGACUUUGAUGUGGUGGAUGCCACCGUGCAUGGAAAUGCAGCACGUUUUAUUAACCACUCUUGUGAGCCCAACUGUUAUUCACGAGUCAUUAACGUGGAAGGCCGGAAGCACAUUGUCAUAUUUGCCCUGAGGAAGAUCUACCGUGGAGAGGAGCUCACUUACGAUUACAAAUUUCCCAUUGAAGAUGCCAGCAACAAGUUGCACUGUAACUGUGGAGCUAGACGUUGCAGGCGCUUCCUGAACUAGGAGUACUUACUUCUCUCACAUGUACAACUUGAAUGAGGGGAUCCAUAUUAUAGAUAUUGAAGGUACUCAGGGGUAAUAUAGGAAAUAAGUAAAUAAGGGAGGAAUUUGUGCAUUAAAGGAAACAUUUUAGCUUAAAUUAACACCCAUUUAUGACUUUGAAAUUUGCCUAGUUUGUGAAACCCUUUUUUUUUUUUUUUUGGACCAAGCACCAGCACAUCUGGCCGAUCAUUUAAAAAAUGAAGACAGGUUUUUUUGUUUUUUUUGUUUUUUUUGUGUGGUGGUGGUUUUGUUUGUUUUUUAAUUUAAUAAUCUUUUUACGUUUAGUUUCCCGUUCACACUUUGUCCUGCUUAAUAUUUUUCUUACAGAAUAUCAGUAACCUUUGAAAACACAGCCCUUUUAUUUAGUUCUUGCUUAGCUAUCUAGCCCCUUUUCAGCAUAAUUAUUAAACAUAUUUUGCUCAUACAUUUCCUGAAGUUGACUUAAUGACUGCUCCCAGCUGUAGUGCACUUCCUAAGUUCAAUAGUACUCCUGAGUGUAAGUUCAAUAUUAUGAUUCAACAGCAUUCUUGUAUUUUUGCUACUGAUUUGGAAGAGCUCAUUGAUUGAGAGUCCUCCAUUAGCACCUUAUCAGUGUUGCUCUGUAUUUUAUUGCAGAGCAGUAGAUUAUUAUAACCUGUUACUGGAAGUUUUUCAUUGAACAUUUUUAAUAAAGGUGCUAAUGAAGGCACCAGAAAUAUUUUCACUGCGCUUUUUAAAUUCUAAACAGCUUUGUUUCCCUUGUGAUGACUGUGGUUUGUGAGCCAGUUUGUGACACCAGAAUUUGGAUGACUACAUCUGGGUACUUGUACAGAUUUUAAUUUUUUUUAGCCCAUUCAAAGGGUAUCCAUAAUAGUGAGGAAUUUAAGUUCUGUGUAUUUAAAUGGGAGGUGCUUGACGUUCUGCUGUGGGCAAAUUAUUUUUAAAUGUCCCGUCCCAUCCCCACUUAAACGUUAGUUUUUAUAUGUUCUUUACAGUGCUUUGGGAAUUACUCAGUUACAUUUGUCAUAAGGUAUGAAACCUAUCAGCUGUACCCAAUUUCCGUAAUUGCAAUGUCAAAGUAUAAAACAGGAAUGUACAGCUGCUUUUUAUAGCCAUGUGUUUUUCUUUUAAAAAUAUCUUUACAUCUGACCAUACCCUCCGCAGGUCUACUACCUCAGUGGCUUAUGACCAGUGAUAGCUAGUAUAAUAAAAUUAACUGUAGCACAAAUUUACAAAGUUUGCUUUGGUUCUACACUAGCAUUUAUUUUAUGCAACAUGACUGCAGAUUAUAAUUGUUUUCUGCUUUCAAUAGGCUUUAGGUCCUCCCUCCUUGUGCUUUUGUACAGAAUGUUUUGUUUACUUGACAUGAAGAGUAAGGAUUGAGUCCCUAAAUUUAGCAUGAUGAACUCUUGUUAUUUAGCACAUAUGUAUAUAAUUGUACAAAGAUUUUGAACCCUGUAAAAUUUUUCUAUGCACUUUUUAUUUAUGAUGAACCAAACAUAAUAAAGAUCCUAAAAUGUUUGA